CGCUUGCCAUAGUUUGGACACAAACAAGGAAGUGCAUUAUAUUGAAAAUUUAGAGCAACAAAAUAGUGAAUGUAAUGCAUUUAAACCAUGUAUUGCUACUUUAUUUGACAUAAAACAAUUUGGAUGCAUACAGUGCAGUUCAUUAUAAACGGGUACAAUUAAAUUGGCUAUUAUAGGUUAAGGACCUUGCGCGAGAUCUCCAAUUUCUGUCAAUGCAGGUAUGCUAGCUAGCUAACUUGCUAGUUUAGCUGAACAGUUAUGGCAGCAAAUCCCGAAAAGACAUUCAAGUUUGUGGUCGUCGGUGGUGGCAUUGCAGGUGUAACGUGUGCUGAGCAGCUGGCCUCCCAGUUCCCAUCAGCUGAUGUUGCUCUCCUGACAGCAGCCCCUCUGAUUAAGGCAGUCUGCAACUUCAAACAGGUAUCUAAGACGCUGGAGGAGUUUGAUGUGGAGGAGAGGCCCUCCAGUGUUCUAGAGGAAAAGUAUGCCAACCUGAGAGUCAUCCAGUCUGCAGUGAAGGCCCUUCAUGCACAACAACAUACUUUGCAGUCUGUGGAUGGUCUGGAGAUCCACUAUGAGAAGCUGUGUAUCUGUAGCGGGGGCAGACCCAAACUCCUUACCCAGGAUAACCCCUAUGUGCUGGGGAUACGAGACACAGAUAGUGCCCAGGAGUUUCAGAAGCGGUUAUCCAAAGCCAAGCGAAUUGUAGUCGUUGGAAAUGGAGGGAUUGCCUUGGAACUAGUGUAUGAGGUGGAAGGUUGUGAGGUAAUCUGGGUAGUGAAAGACAAGGCCAUAGGAAACACCUUCUUUGACGCGGGAGCAGCCCAGUUCCUGAUCCCCUCCCUGGACACAGACAAACCAGAGCGAGCUGCUACCUGUAAGAGGGCUCGCUACACCAUAGAGGGGCCUGCAGCUACGCAGGGCCUUGCUGUAGGUGGCGACAGACAAGGCCAGAGAAGAGGGUUGGAAGAGCCAGGCAGUGCCCUGGGACCAGACUGGCAUGAAGGCAUCAGUCUGAGAGGAGCAGAGGAGGUGCCUCACAGGGUGUCAGUGGAGUACCAGUCUGAGGUGAAACAGAUCUACACUCACCAGGACUUCCUGCUGUCACCGCUUGCCUCACAGACAGCAGACACUGGCUCUUGGCCAGUGUAUGCUCAGCUGACCAAUGGGAAGACUUUUGGCUGUGACUUCAUCAUCAGUGCUACAGGAGUCGUGCCAAACACCGAACCUUUUCUCCAUGGAAACAGCUUUGCGUUAGCUGAGGACUCUGGGCUGAAAGUGGAUGACCACAUGAUGACAACAGAACCAGACAUUUACGCUGCUGGAGACGUAUGUACAGCAGGCUGGGAGCCAAGCCACCUCUGGCAGCAGAUGCGUCUGUGGACGCAGGCCCGUCAGAUGGGCUGGUACGCAGGCCGAUGUAUGGCUGCUGAUGUCCUGUCUGAAACCAUAGAGCUGGACUUCUGCUUUGAACUCUUCUCUCACAUUACAAAGUUCUUCAACUACAAGGUGGUUCUGCUGGGGAAGUUUAACGGCCAGGGUCUGGGUCUGAACCAGGAGUUGUUGGUGCGCUGCACUAAGGGCCAUGAGUACGUCAAGGUAGUGCUGAGCGGAGGGAGGAUGUUGGGAGCAGUCCUUAUUGGAGAGACUGACCUGGAAGAGACCUUUGAGAACCUCAUCCUCAACCAGAUGGACCUAACACCCUACGGAGAAGAGCUACUAAACCCCAACAUAGACAUAGAGGACUACUUUGACUGAGCCUGUGUGUCUACCUAACACCCUAUGGAGGGUUACUACUCAACCCCGACAUAGACCACUUUGACUGAGGGGCCAAGAACUUCCUCGUAAAUCAAUACUAAACUGGAUGUCUGCUUUAGCCCUGUUUAUAUCUGGUGCUAACACGUCCUGAUCUUGCCCACAUUUUUAGACUAGUGUAGAUGAUUUAAAAAUAAAAAAAAACUGAUUGUGAUCAGAUCUUCCUGACCACCUCCGGAGGUAGUCAGGGACACAUUGUAUCUGGAUUGUGUACACAGAUCUGGAUUAUCAAACCAUUUAAUUUGUCCCUCUAAAAUCAUUGACAGGUGGCACUAUUGACCCAAUGUGUCAGUACUUGUUUUAACAUAAAACAUUUAUUAUUUUGAAACAAUAUCUGUCAAAUAAUUUGCAUACAGGGAGGGACCAGGUCAUCUGGUAACAAUGCAGACACUGUGGAUAGAUAGUCUUGUUCCCACGGCAGCCCUUAAUGCUCAAAUCAGUUUGAUUUUUCAAAUCCAUUUUGGAAUACUGACUUUCCAAACAGUGACCUAAUCGGAUGUGUGUGUUCAGACAGCAGUCAUUUGCUAACAUGGCUGCGCUAGCUGUCAUAGUAACAACAGAUGUGUGCGCAGUGGUGUAGGCUGAUUGGUGCUUCCUAUCCCUCGGAAGUUAUCUACUGUAGCAAGCUAAAGUGAUAGCAAUGCCUGCCAUGGACAUUUCCCAGUUACUUUGAAUGUUCAAAAUCGUAGUGUAAGAACAGAAGCUAGGUAGCCAUUUAGCUUUCUAGCACAGUCACUCAUUUGUUUGUAAACAAUUAACAAGCUAGUUAGCUACCACAUGUUGUCAAACUGUCAGAGUAGCGAGGAAGCAACACGAUAUACCAAAUGACAGUCUAAAAACCACUUGAGGGCAAAUAAACCAGAUUUGACCGUUCAGACAAGUAGCAUAUGGCCAGGAAUCAGAUUUAUCUUAUUUAAAAUCACCUUUGAAGGUGGUUUGAAAUAUCAGAUUCCAUGUGCUUUUUGGCUGUUCAGACUGCAAGAAAAAUAGAUUAAAAUCUGAUAUGCAUGUAUUUUUUUGUCACUUUAAACUGCCAAUGUGAUUAAAAUACCAUGUGUAGUUGCUGCAAAUGUGUAGACUAGUGAUGCGGUGGUCAGCUGUUUUUUCAACAGCACUUGCUAAUAACCCAUCUGCAACCACCCGACUACAUGUGAUAGUGAAAAUAUGAGGCCCACAGCUGACUAACCCCCGCAAAAAAUGCGCCUUCCCUUUUUUCCUCAGUGGAUCGAUGUGAACUUUUUCUGCCCAAGUUACCAAAGCAUUUGGCACGUGUACAGUUAGGCCCACACACUAAAUCCAGAUAAAAAUGAAAGAUAAAUCUCAAUGUAGCUAUAGAUAUGAAUUGCACAAUAAUGAUUAAUUUAUGGAUUUUUUUUAUGCAUUGUUUUCCCUUUAUUCAACCUGCACGCGUGUGUAUGUGAUCCUUGUGUAGCCGCUAAUAGUGAUCGGAUCAUCUCGAUUUGACCACAAAAACCACAUGUUAAUGCAAGGUGUAACCAGGGCUAUAAAUAUACCUUUGUUGAGAAAGGGCAUUGGCAAGUUUAGAACCUGACAUCCUGGUCCCUAUCCCAGUGCCUAGUCUAUUGCACAAGCAAUUGGGAGGGUACAACUAGUUUUUUGUUUUACAUAUAAAGCUGUUCAGUCAGGUAGAAUUGUGAUUAAGGUUGGAAAACAAAAGCUGCAUUGGCAUUCCAACUGGCAACAUUGUGUCGCAAACCGUGUUUAACGCCCUCAAACCUACUUCCCUAAAGAAGGCUUUUCUUUAUUUGACUCUCACCUGUACACUCUUUGACCUGUCCAUCGAGCUUUCAUCCAACCAAUCAAUUCGUCCCUGAGUACCUCUGGAAACAGUCUGGAAUUUCUGAUCACAAUCAGUUCUUUUAAUCGUCUUAACCUGUCUAAAAAUGUGGACAAGAUCAGGACACGUGUUAGCACCAGGUAUAAACGGGGCUCUUGACUGAAUCCUGCAGGGCUAAGAACAGAUUUGCGUAUCAAUAUCAAACCUCGAGUUAACAUUGUUUUCAAGAAAAGGGUUAUGAGUAAUCUGCAAUACACUGUAAAGAAAAACUUCUGGGGUGAAUUGAACCAACAUACUUAAUAAAAUCAAUGCAAGUCAUUUUACCAAACAAGUUAAGAAUAAAUCCAACUCUGUUGCAUAAA
This is a messenger RNA of Oncorhynchus mykiss (rainbow trout), 3972 nucleotides long. RefSeq names its product pyridine nucleotide-disulphide oxidoreductase domain 1 (gene pyroxd1). NCBI's taxonomy places the organism in Eukaryota, Metazoa, Chordata, Actinopteri, Salmoniformes, Salmonidae. The record is from RefSeq and is a predicted model, not a curated record. Gene Ontology annotation, molecular function: oxidoreductase activity.